AUGACAGCAUCGUCUCCUCUGGCGGCAAUCCACCGCCCAGUCCCUGCUCCUACAUGGGGAGGCAGAGACAUCUUCCGCUCCCAUUACGCCGGCAACUCAGCUUCGGGAUCUCUCAGUCUUCGGGAGCAGCUGCACAAGGGCACGGGGGAAUACCUCGAUGGCAAAGUCCGAGGAUCUUCUCCUGGUGGGAGCCUGGCAGCUGAUCUUUCCCAGAACUUCCGGCUUGAUAACGAGGCGAGUCCCAAGUUUACAACGCCUCGGCGUGCACUUUUCACAGCAAAUGUUGUGGGCAGCGUCAGCAGCAGAGACUUUGUGACAACUCCUCCUCUACCACCUUCUUCGCCUAGUCAGCGUACCGAGAUCCUGGAGUCGUCUCCUCUGCCACUCAAGGUGACCUUUAGCGAGGUAGUGGAGAUUGCAUCACCCACUCCAAUUUCUUGUCUUACCUCACCCGCUUCAAUCUCUUGUCUUGCCUCACCUACUCCAAUCUCUUGUCUAGCCAAGGAUGCAGUCAUGAUAGACUCUCCAGUCCCCAUUUCCCGCCAGUCAUCUCUGGACCUAUUGAGAUCUCGCUCUCGCCACGCAUCAUUAGAGCCAGCGAAACCCAUUGUUGCCGAGUCGGUCAAUUCACUCGUCAAACGUAUUCGAGGACACGCUGACGGCGUGGUUAGCCGUAGGAUGGCAACCCCACGGCGGACACUUUCUGGCCGAGCGAAGAGCAUUGCCGGCAUUGUCUCUGGCUCCCAACCUUCAUCAUUGCAGUUUGGAGCUAGCACCUCGACCCUAUCGCUUGAUGAGUGUUUUGAAUCAGAUUCCCCUGAACAGGACCGCAACACGCCUACAUCAUCCAACAGCCCUUGCCCUGCUAUCCCUAUAGGUCUUCGUUCAAGAUCUCAACUCGCAAGUAUCGCAAGCAUCAAUCGCCACGGCUCGCCAGGCAACCUUCAUUCUAGAAGACAGUCAAAUCCUUUCCUGAGAACACGAAAACAAUUUCGUCGCUCUUUGAGUAUGUUCGAGAGCCCAGCGGAUGUCAUGAAGCCGAAGCCCGAGAAAGAGCUUGCCGCCGCCCCGAUACUCAAGGCCUCCGUUACUGAAAUCGAAGAGGCCCACGAGCCCAUCAUUCCUCACUUCCUCCCCGACGAUCCUACAGAUACAAUUCCUCGAAUCACAAGAGAGACGAUGCUCGCCAUCUUGGAUGGCAAGUAUAGUGACAAGUUUGCUCAACGAAUGGUCAUUGACUGCCGAUUUGAGUAUGAAUAUGAAGGCGGCCACAUCGAUAGCGCUGUCAACCACAACAACAAAGAACUGUUGGCCGACCAGCUCUUUCAGACUCCAAUGGAAGGCUUGAGUUUACUAAUCUUUCACUGCGAAUAUUCGGCUCACAGAGCCCCUCUCAUGGCGCGUCAUAUUCGCUCUCAAGACCGUACCAUCAACGCUGAGCAUUACCCCCGCUUGACCUAUCCGGAGAUUUAUAUCCUGGAUGGUGGCUACAGCGGCUUCUUUGCUGAGCACCGAGCAAGAUGCUUUCCCCCAGAGUAUGUCGAGAUGUCAGAUGAGAAGCAUCAGCGCACCUGCGAAAGGGAAAUGGGCCGUCUGAAGUCUCGGAAGCCCUUUGGCCGUGCGCAGACUUUUGCAUUUGGUCAGCGGAGCACAAGUCUUCACGACUCUCCCACUGGCCCUCCCCGCCCUCAAUCCCGGAAUGUUAAUGCAUCUCCUCCGGCUCUUUCUUCUCCGGCUGUUUCUGCGUUUGAUUCUCCCACAAUCGGCGAUCGAACACCGGCUCGCCGCAUGGCAUCCUACUAG
Messenger RNA from Trichoderma harzianum CBS 226.95, 1803 nucleotides. RefSeq lists its product as hypothetical. Lineage: Eukaryota; Fungi; Ascomycota; Sordariomycetes; Hypocreales; Hypocreaceae. Gene Ontology annotation, cellular component: cytoplasm; nucleus. The transcript is spliced from 3 exons. Gene Ontology annotation, biological process: positive regulation of G2/MI transition of meiotic cell cycle; positive regulation of G2/M transition of mitotic cell cycle; G2/M transition of mitotic cell cycle. The coding region runs from base 1 to 1803 and encodes 600 amino acids. The record is from RefSeq and is a predicted model, not a curated record. Gene Ontology annotation, molecular function: protein tyrosine phosphatase activity.